Messenger RNA from Emys orbicularis (European pond turtle), 2477 nucleotides. RefSeq names its product methyl-CpG binding domain protein 1 (gene MBD1). The record is from RefSeq and is a predicted model, not a curated record. NCBI's taxonomy places the organism in Eukaryota, Metazoa, Chordata, Testudines, Emydidae. Gene Ontology annotation, molecular function: DNA binding; zinc ion binding.
CGGGGGGGGCCCGGGAGCCGCCCCGCGUAGCCGCUCCCCCAGCUCAGCACCAUGUCGGAGGGCUGGGUGGACUGCCCCACCCUGGGGCCCGGAUGGAAGCGCCGCGAGGCCUACCGCCGAUCCGGGGCCACCUGUGGACGGACGGACACCUACUAUCAGGGCCCCAACGGUGAGAAAUUCCGCAGCAAGAUCGAGCUCACCAGGUUCCUGGGGCCCUCGCAGGACCUGACCAACUUCGACUUCAAGAACGGCGUGCUCCGCGACCCGCCCCCCAAGGGGGCUGGGACCCCACCUCCAGCCCCGCUCGCCUUGCGCCCCGUGCAGGUGAAGAAGGCCCAGAAGAGGCGCCUCUCGCUGUCGGAGCCAGACCCCCCAAACUCCCCUGAGCAGCCGCCCCCCAAACAGCAACCCGUGAAGCCGGAGCCCCCGGAGCAGCCGCCCCCGGAGCAGUGGCCUCCGCCCCUCCCGGAGCGACGCCCCCGGAAGCGCCCGGCGGCCCUGCUGGAAGCCCAGGAAUCGGCGCAGGAUGCCGUAGUGGCAUGCUGCGCCAGCUGCCAGAACUACUUCCCUGGGGUGAUGCUGCCCAGCCAGAGACGCUGCCGCUGGCUGUGCCCGGACUGCCGAGCCCAGAGAAGAGACUUCAACAGGGAGCAGCGGUUCUUCAAGCGGGUGGGUUGCGGGGCCUGCCAGGCCUGCCAGAUCCCCGAGGACUGCGGCAUCUGCACCGUGUGCGCUGUGCGGGCCAAGAACCCCGAGCUCCGGAUCGGCAGGAAAUGCCUCCUGCGCCGCUGCCUGAAAAUCGUCAAGAAGGGCUUUGGCUGCGGCGUGUGCCAGGGCUGCCAGGCCACCGAGGACUGCGGCAUCUGCUACAUCUGCCUGCGGAGGCUGAAGCCCGGCCUGAAGCGGCAGUGGAAAUGCCUGAAACGCCGCUGCCUCAAGAAGAAGCAGAAAUCGGUGGUGGCGAAGAAGGCAGGGUACGGCCCCCGGAAACUGACCGUAGACGGGCCCCCCGCCAAGCCCCAGCUCGCCCCAGGGAGGCGCCGCAGGAGGCUGCCAGCGGCCGGGCCCAGCGCUGACGGCCUGGCCCCUAAACCUCGGCGCCGUAAGAGAUUAACCGCGGCCGCAGCAGCCACAAAAUGGAAGCCGUCGCUGGAGCGAGACCCCGGCGGCCUCUCAGGCUCCCGGCGCAGGAAACAGCUGGGUAAAGUGAAGGAGAAGAAGAAGCCGGGGCGGCCACCGAAACACCCGAGUGCCAGGGCCCGUAGCAGCGUGCUCUGCUCCAAGAGCCGGCGGAACCGCAAGUGCGGGGAGUGCGAGGCCUGUCUGCUGAAAGCCGACUGCGGCCGCUGCGACUUCUGCCGGGACAAGCCCAAGUUCGGCGGCGAGAACCUCAAGCGCCAGAAGUGCCGCUGGAGACAGUGCCUGCGCUUCGCAAUGAAGCGGCUGCUGCCGGCGGUGUGGAGCCGCGGGCAGGCGGAGGAGGGGGCGGGGGCGCUGGCCCCCCGGAAGGCCUGGAGGCGCAGGAUCGGCCGCAGCCGCCAGCCGGCCCGGAUCAAGCAGGUGGGGCGGCGGGUCAAGGGGAGCGGCCAGCAGCGCUGGGCUCGGGGCAGUGCCCCGCCGCAGGAGAAGGAGCGCCCGCCGGGCGGGGAGCUGCGGUUCCUGGCGGAGAAGGGGGUCGCCGAGGCGCCCGGGCAGCUGGUGCUGCUGAAGGAUCCGCCGGGCAGGGACUUCGUCCUGCUCCGCGACGCCCCCCAGAGCUUCCCCCUCCUGCUGCAGCACGUGAAGGAGGAGCCAGCCACACCCCCGCCCCCUGCCCACCUGGAGGAGCCGGCCCCCACCCUGCUCCGCGCCGCCCCACCCCUGGUGAAGCAGGAGAAGGUGGAGCCUGGAUGGGACCUUGCACCGGUGCCGGCUGGGGUGCCCCUGCGGAUGGAGGGCCGGGGGCUGGCCAGGGAAGUGGUGGUUCUGGACCCAGCUGACAAGGACGAGGAGGAGGAGGAGCGCACCCCGGUGAUCAUGGAGAUCUACAGCCUGGGGGCGCUGGCGGGCCGGGCGCCCCUGGACCCGGUGCUGCGGGAGUUCCUGGCCGAGCUGCAGGAGAUCCCGUUGCCGGCCCACUGGGAGGUACAGCCGCCCCUGGGGGGGCCCGACCUGCGGCUGGUCCAGCGCUCGGCCCGCUCCACCAUGGCCGCCACCGUCAUCCACAUCCGCCCGGGCCUCUUCUUCCAGGUGGUGGUGCGCCAGCUGCCCGUGCCCCCCGAGCACGAGGUCUACGCCAGCCACCCCGCCCGCCUCACCACCGUGGACGAGGUGGUGGAGCUGAUCUGCGACCUGGAGGCCUAUCGGCUCUGCCCUGGCUGGCCGGCCGGCUGGCAUGCCGGGCAGCGCUCCCAGGCCUGCGACGUGCUGGUCUACUCGGGCUGCUGCCCGCAGUGCCGCCUCAACCCCUGGCCCUCGGGCAGCGCCGGCCCCUAGUG